Molecule: messenger RNA, 920 nt
Organism: Morus notabilis
Lineage: Eukaryota; Viridiplantae; Streptophyta; Magnoliopsida; Rosales; Moraceae
Product: barwin
Biological process (GO): defense response to fungus; defense response to bacterium
Molecular function (GO): RNA nuclease activity; chitin binding
Source: RefSeq, a predicted model, not a curated record
CCAUACAAGUCAUUCCACGUUCAGAAAAUCAAAAUGGCUAGACUAUUCUAUUGCAUGUUGGUACUGUUUUUGUGGUUAGUUGUUGGUGCAUUGGCCGAACAAUGUGGUAGGCAAGCCGGUGGCAAAACUUGCCCUAACAACCUGUGUUGCAGCCAAUACGGGUGGUGUGGCAACACCGACGAGUACUGUUCGUCCUCUAAGGGGUGCCAGAGCAAUUGUCAAGGCGGCGGCGGAGGUGGUGGUGGCGGAGGCGGGGAUGGGGCCAGCGCCACCAAUGUUCGGGCUACGUAUCACUACUAUAACCCGGAGCAAAAUGGAUGGAACUUGAAUGCUGUUAGUGCUUAUUGCUCUACUUGGGAUGCUGGCAAGUCAUAUGCAUGGCGUAGUAAAUAUGGAUGGACAGCUUUCUGUGGCCCUUCCGGACCUCGCGGCCAAGCCUCUUGUGGCAGAUGCUUGAAGGUUACUAAUACGAGGACAGGAGCCCAGCUUACAGUUAGGAUUGUAGAUCAGUGCAGCAAUGGUGGCUUAGAUUUGGACUACAAUACUGCUUUCCGAAAAUUGGACACCGAUGGAAGAGGUUAUCAACAAGGCCAUCUCAUAGUGAACUACCAAUUUGUUGACUGUGGCGAUAAUCCUCUUCUUCCUGUUGUUGGAUCAUUAAUAAUAAAUUCUCUUACGGAAUGCAAAAACACGCACUACAUUACUUGUUAGUAAGCAGCUGAUGGUCAAAUAUCUCUGCAGUAUAGUAAGUUGUAAUAAACUCUCGGAUAUAUCUCCGAUAAGUGUGUUCGCAUCUUUAAUGUUCUUGUCAAAGAACUAUGAGUUUGUUUUUAGCUAUACUACAAAUAAAACAUGAGUAUGGAGAUGUAUUAAAGUAAAAUUCUGAAAAUUUUCUGAAGUGGAAGUUUAUAUUGCAUGAU